Molecule: messenger RNA, 1164 nt
Organism: Sodiomyces alkalinus F11
Lineage: Eukaryota; Fungi; Ascomycota; Sordariomycetes; Glomerellales; Plectosphaerellaceae
Product: cephalosporin C acetylhydrolase
Exons: 3
Biological process (GO): proteolysis
Molecular function (GO): serine-type endopeptidase activity
Source: RefSeq, a predicted model, not a curated record
AUGCAUUACUCUACCCUCCUCGCCCUCCUCCCGGCCAUGGCCAUGGCCUCUCCCCUUGCCGCCCAGACCAAGCGCGAUGUCCCGGCUCCCCUCCUCAAGCCCCGCGGCGCCGACAUCCUCGCCGACAAGUACAUCGUCAAGAUGAAGGACGGUCUCCGGUCCUCUUCCAUCCAGAGCACCAUCUCCACCUACGCCGCCAAGGCCGACCACGUCUACAAGCUGAGCCACCUGCGCGGCUUCGCCGGCACCCUGACCGCCGAGGAGCUCCAGACCCUCCGCGACGACCCAAACGUCGAGUACAUCGAGCACGACGCCGUCAUACGCAAGUUUGACGUCCAGGAAAACGCGCCUUGGGGUCUUGCCCGUCUGUCUAGCAGCGCUGCGGGUGCCACCUCGUAUGCCUACGACAGCAGCGCCGGUGCCGGCACUUGCGCUUACGUUGUGGACACUGGCAUUGAUGUUAACCACCCUGACUUCAACGGCCGCGCCACCUGGGGCGGCAACUUCGUCGACACUGACAACACCGACGGCGACGGCCACGGCACCCACGUCGCCGGCACCAUUGGCGGCACCACCUUCGGCGUGGCCAAGCAGACCUCCCUCUACGCCGUCAAGGUGCUCGACGCCAACGGCUUCGGCACCAUCGCCGGCGUCAUGGCCGGCAUGGAGUUCACCGUCACCGACUCGCCCUCGCGCAGCUGCCCCAGCGGCGUCGUCGUCAACAUGUCCCUCGGCGGCGGCUACUCCGCCACCCUCAACGCCGCGGCCGCCGCCGUCGUCAACGCCGGGCUCUUCCUCGCCGUGGCGGCCGGCAACGAGGCCCAGGAUGCGGGCAACGUCUCCCCUGCUUCCGAAGUCAGCGCGUGCACUGUCGGUGCCACUACCUCUUUCGACUCGCUUGCGUCGUUCUCCAACUUUGGCAGCGUCGUGGACAUUCUUGCGCCGGGUGACAAUGUUGAGAGCGCUUUGCCCGGUGGUAGCUCUGGCUCCUUCUCUGGCACUUCCAUGGCUUCCCCCCAUGUUGCCGGCCUGGCUGCCUACUUCCUCGCCCUCGGCGGCGCCCCCUCCGACCCCGUCGGUCUCUGCAGCUACAUCGGCGAGAGUGCCAUCAGCGGCGCCAUCAGCGGUGUCCCCAUCAGCACCGUCAACCUCCUUACCAACAAC